AUGUCUUCCUCACACCGAUCUUCAUCUGGCAAGGAAAAGAGCUCUGGAAAGUCAAAGCCAAAGCAAGAUGAUUGGUCUGGCAUCACGGAUCUGGAAGAGAGGAGAAGAGUACAAAACCGAUUAGCACAGAAGAAGUUCCGGGAUAAGACCAAGGCGGACAAGGAGCGCCAGGAUCGAGAUCAAGAGAAUAAUGCCCACGCCGGCCAUUCUUACCACACAGCUGAUCCAAAUGAUGUAUACUACGACAAUGCUGAUGCUACCGGUUCGCCAUGGGGUUCCGUCUCUAUGAAGCACGUCGUUUCGAAGGGUAGAGCUAAAGAGGAUGCAUCUAGACAUGGAUGUCGACCGGAGAAUGAGGCAAUCUACUAUCAAAAUCCCGACGCGGCUCGUGAAGGAGAAACUUAUCACGGAGGAGAAGCAGCACCGUACGAGGACGAUCAAGCCUACUACGAUUAUGGAAGUGCAGCUGGUAGCGGUAGUGGAACUUCUGGUUAUUGA
Sclerotinia borealis F-4128 is the source of this 498-nucleotide messenger RNA. The record is from the annotation of a GenBank genome assembly. NCBI's taxonomy places the organism in Eukaryota, Fungi, Ascomycota, Leotiomycetes, Helotiales, Sclerotiniaceae.